AUGCUCCCUAAAACAGCGCGCCUGUGGGCUUUUCUGUGUUUGGCUUUGAUCGUCCAGAGUGCAGUUUCGCAGAGUUUUGAUGUUGUCAAGAGGGACGACAAUCCGACACCUACGACUAUACCGACCUCAUCUUCAUCGGCACCGAAAGGGACCAAUUCUGCUCAAAUAGACAAUGAUGGGAAGGACCCAAAAGAAAGAGGAGGAGAGUCGCUUUCAUCGACAUUGAGUGGCACCAUCACCGACGCGCCAACUUCGACAAACCGUCCGACGAGUACUCUGCCGCUCACCAUUGCCACUGACGGACCCUUGGACAAUGCCACAUUCUUUAACGCAACGAUACCUAAUGGUCAGCUACCACUGCCACCCCGACUCACUCCCGGCUGGGGAGUCGCAGGAGUCAUUAUGCUCGUAACCGGCGUGAUUUACACACUGGUUGGAAUAAAGAACAGAUGGAUCCACACCUUCUUUUCCACUGCGUAUAUGACGGCGCUUGGCGUAUCAGUGUUAAUCGUAUACGUUAUGAAUGUUCCCGUCAGUAACGCAUUGCAAGGCGGGUACGUUGUUGCUGUGGUCAUGUCAGGUUGCGCUAUUGGCGCCGCAGCAAUGUUUUUCAAGGAACUUACCGAAGGAUUUGGGUGUGCCUUGGGUGGAUUUUGCAUUAGUAUGUGGCUUCUUUGUUUGGUUCCCGGUGGACUGUUGCACGCAGUUGCCUCCAAAGCCAUAUUCAUUGCAGUCUUUACAAUCGCUGGCUUUGCGUUCUACUUCAGCCGAUGGACACGGGACUGGGCCCUUAUCUUCAUGAUAUCCUUCGGAGGUGCUACAAUCACUGUUUUAGGUAUCGAUUGCUUCAGCCGGGCUGGCCUCAAAGAAUUCUGGGCCUAUGUGUGGGACAUUAACGACAACCUGUUCCCCCUUGGCGCGGAUACCUAUCCUGUGACGAAGGGCAUCCGGGUUGAGACAGCAGCUGUGAUAAUCAUUUUCUUAGUUGGCAUAAUUUCGCAGAUCAAACUGUGGAGAAUUGUCCGUGAGAAGAGAGAAAAGAGGGCCGCUGAGCGCGCUGAGGAUCAACGCAAUUUGGAACAUGAGGAAGAAAAUGUCGGACGCCAUAUUGAAGACCUGAAUGCUCGGGAACGGCGUCAAUGGGAACGAGCAUACGGAGAUGGCAUGAGCCACAGCAUCACCGACUCUCGUGCAACUGACUAUGGAGAUGUGGGAAGCGAAAAGAAACUCCGGCCCAGUUAUGUUGAAUCUAAGCAACGCACUUCUGGCGAGGUCAUCGAAAUGGCAGACAUGUCGGAGUCGGACUCAUCGAGAAACGGAAUGGACGGAUUAAUGGCCAAUGAAGACACCGACGAAGGAAAAAUUACUGUUCGGGUCGCUGCUGAUGACGUCCCUGACUCGACGACGGAUAUUGAGGCAGAACGGCUGGAUGAAAAGGCGCCUUCAAGUUUGGAAGCAAAUGUGCCCACAGACGGGAAGUGGCACUCAAAGGAAACCACGGCUGGCAAGCGCCGCCCCCAGGCUCACACUAUGACGGAGGUGCCUGAGGUGAUUUCAUUGCCAUUCACUGUCCCUGAAGCAGCUGAUUCUGCGUCCGAGGGAGACCGAUCUUCGAUUGCCACUUUUGCUGAUGACGUGGAGGCGACCGCUGCUGAGCCGUUGAAGCACAGGUCGCUCGUAAAGAGGCUAUCUCAAGGAUCUGUGACACUCCUUCGAAGCUUUUCUCAGAGAUCUGGCCGUACAGGAGGUGUAGGAGGCGACGUGGCCUCCGAUGCGGGUGAGAGCACUGAGGAACUUUUUUUGGAGAAGACUCGCAGACCUGAGAAUGAAGGAGGAUCCUUGGCAGCUACUAUUGACGAUGAAAGCGUCAGCGGAGGAAAUCUUCAUUCAAUAACCGGUGAUGAUGAACUGCGCAAUAUCCACGAGGGUGAUGAAACGAAUAGACGGAGCAUUGAGAUUGAUGCUCAGCUUGGCAAAAAAGGCGACACAAUACGACAUAGUGUCAAGUCGACGAAACCAAAAACAAGGUCUGGCCCAACUUCGACCGCAACCUCUAGCCCGGUCGUUGGCAUCAGUGAGCCAAAUGAAGAUACCACCACUGAGCUUAGAGAUACAUUGCCAACGUCAGAAGACAAGACUGUGCAACUGGGUGGUGAACCAUGCGCCGACUUGACUCCUCCCGAAGCCUCGGAACGAGCUAAGUCCGUUGCAACCGCUUCUUCUACUCCCGCGAGCUUGACCAAGGAUCGCUUGCCUAGGCCGCUUUCGAAAGCCGCCAUGUCUUAUAGAACUAAUGAGUGGGCGAAGCACUUGAGCAAUGCCGAGUGUCCUGAACCUGAUGCACUGCAAGUUACUCUUGGAAGAACAAAGGAGGUAAAAAACAGUACUGAGAAGGCUGCUCCGGUCAAUGUUGCAGAGCUUCAGAAGACAGCUAAGGAUGGAACUCCUGCACCGGCCGUGAGGCGAUCAAUAUCUCAAGCUUCAGACAUGGGAAACAAUACUCACCUAGCCAAGCGUUCCUCAAAACAAGACCUAUCACCACCCACACGUCUUGUAACGCCUUCAUCUUCAACAGGAUUAGAAACGUCCGGCGAACAGCGAACGCCAUUAUCGCCUGUCAUAGCGCCUGCAGCGCUUCUUCGAAAGUCCUCUGGCCCUCGACAUUCGACGUCCAACUUCAUGCCAAUCGCUGAGGAGAACUCUCUUCAGGCGGUAGACUCGCCCAUUGUCCGGGAUGAAGCAUCUGAGAAGCAACAGCCAGCUUCGAACAACUCGUCAGCAAUCGUACUAGACGGUUCUCCGGCGACAGUACUGGGACGAAAUCCAACGUCAGGUGUAGUUUCGUACUCGAGUCCCCAAACCCUCAUUGGACAACGUGAAAUGUUCCUUCGAAGCAAGUCUCAGGGAAGCCUGUUGUCAAGCACGCCAGAGCCUAUAUUCGCACACCAGGGACCUGGCAGCGACGCCGGCUCGCUUUUCAACUAUCCUACGUAUGCUGCUGCCUUCAACGUGGCCGAUCCUGACGAUGUUCCUUUAAGUCAACGGAAGGAGAUCAUGCGCCAAAGCAGCUUGAUGUCCUUGUCACGUUCGCCAUCCCAAUCCAUAAAGGCGCCGUCACGGCCCACAUCUGGAUUUGAGAGCUCUGAAAGCAUCGUAUUCAACUCUCACCAACCCAGGAGAGUAUCUACUCUUCCCACACAGGCCGUGCGAGAGGCUCAGCUGGCCAGUUUCCGACAAUCUGUACAGCAGGAACUCCGUUCAGGAACACCGAUUAUAAUGCCUUCAGGACGUGAAACGCCGUUCGGGCCAUCGACUUUACUGGGCGGCGGCCGAGAGGCAGAAGUGCAGCGCAACAUCGAAAUGCAACGGAGCGUUCUCAUGGGACAGAAAGAGGCAGAAGCACAGCGCAGAGAAUCGCAAAAACGUGAGAGAGAACAUGCAGACCGUGCAUUUGACGAGCGGAUGCGAAACGGAGACAUGCUUGACGCUCACAGAGAGGCCAUGCGGAAAAUGCAGAAAGGCGCUCGCUAG
Metarhizium robertsii ARSEF 23 is the source of this 3531-nucleotide messenger RNA. RefSeq lists its product as uncharacterized. The record is from RefSeq and is a predicted model, not a curated record. NCBI's taxonomy places the organism in Eukaryota, Fungi, Ascomycota, Sordariomycetes, Hypocreales, Clavicipitaceae. The transcript is spliced from 2 exons. The coding region runs from base 1 to 3531 and encodes 1176 amino acids.